Messenger RNA from Gamsiella multidivaricata, 314 nucleotides. RefSeq lists its product as uncharacterized. Bases 38 to 280 code for a protein of 80 amino acids. NCBI's taxonomy places the organism in Eukaryota, Fungi, Mortierellomycota, Mortierellomycetes, Mortierellales, Mortierellaceae. The record is from RefSeq and is a predicted model, not a curated record. The transcript has 3 exons.
AGCAGCAUCAAUGGUAACAGUAGCACUAGCAGCAUCAAUGGUAACAGUAGCACUAGCAGCACCAAUAGCACCAGUAGUACUAGCAGCACCAGUAGUACUAGCAGCACCAGCGCCAGCAAGGGCAGUGUGGCCCGAAAGAGGACAGCAUCAACCGCGGCUGCAGAACAAGAAGGAGCUCCAAGGCGCAAGCGUGCGGCCAAUGCGGCAUCAGGGCAGGAAUCGGCCCCAGGAAGUGCCUAAACCCCAUCUCAACCAUAUAUGUGUUCGCAAGCACAUUUAAAAAUGAUCGUUGGUGCGUUUUUAAUGCUCCAACG